UUUUUUUUUAUCUAAAUGUAAAUAUUUAUAUCUUUGCCUAUCCUUCUUCCCUCACACAAACACACAAAGAAGAAGAAGACUAUGGAUAAUCUGGAGUUAUGUGAUGCAAACAACUUUCCUCUAACGCCCAUAACAUUCUUGAAGAGAGCUUCGGAGUGUUAUCCAAACCGAACUUCCAUAAUCUACGGACAAACUCGCUUCACUUGGCCUCAGACCUAUGACCGUUGCUGCCGUCUGACCGCCUCUCUCCUCUCUCUUAACAUCCGGAAGAACGAUGUAGUAUCCAUCCUGGCCCCAAACAUACCAGCCAUGUACGAGAUGCACUUCGCGGUUCCCAUGGCUGGAGCUGUCCUUAAUCCUCUCAACACCCGCCUCGAUGCAAAAACCAUAACCACAAUCCUCCGCCACGCCCAGCCUAAGAUCUUUUGCGUAGACCGUAGCUUUGAACCCUUAGCUCGAGAAAUCAUCCAUUUACUAUCACUUGACCACUCAAAACUUAAGAUGCUGGUCAUAUUCAUUGAUGAGACCAAUUCCCCUAAAACUAUGUCAUCCAAUGAGCUAGACUAUGAGUCUCUCAUCCGUAGAGGACAACCUACGUCCUCCAUGGUCGCACAUAUGUUUCGUGUUCAAAACGAGCACGAUCCGAUCUCCUUGAACUACACAUCAGGUACUACGGCCGAUCCCAAAGGUGUGGUCGUUAGCCAUAGGGGAGCGUAUUUGAGCUCUUUGGGCGCGAUUAUGGGCUGGGAAAUGGGGACCUGCCCGGUCUACCUUUGGACCCUGCCUAUGUUUCAUUGCAAUGGCUGGACUCUCACGUGGUCAGUUGCAGCACGUGGGGGCACCAGCGUCUGUAUCAGGAACGUCACUGCGUCCGAGAUCUUUAAGAAUAUAAAACUGCAUGGUGUGACGCAUAUGUGUUGUGUUCCCACGGUGUUCAACAUUAUUCUGCAAGGGAAGCCGCUUGACCUAUCGAAUAGGUCUGGACCUGUUCAGAUGCUUACAGGAGGUUCGUCGCCUCCAGCUGCCCUUGUCAAGAAAGUUCAGCGACUGGGGUUUCAUGUUAUACAUGCCUAUGGGCUUACAGAGGCCACCGGACCGGCUCUGUUUUGCGAGUGGCAAGAAGAGUGGAACAGAUUACCGGAGAAUCAACAGCUGAAACUGAAGGCAAGACAAGGGGUGGGCGUCUUAACUCUAGCUGAAACUGACGUGAAGAACACGGACACUCAAGAGAGUGUCCCACGAGAUGGGAAGACGAUGGGGGAGAUUGUCGUGAAAGGAAGCAGUGUGAUGAAAGGGUAUCUAAAGAAUCCCAAAGCUACACUUGAAGCGUUUAAAAACGGAUGGCUCAACACGGGAGACAUUGGCGUGAUUCAUCCUGAUGGGCACAUAGAGAUCAAAGAUCGGUCCAAAGACAUCAUCAUCUCGGGAGGGGAAAACAUCAGCAGUGUCGAAGUUGAGAAUGUUCUUUACAAACACCAUCAAGUUAAGGAGGCUGCGGUCGUUGCCAUGCCUCAUCCUGUGUGGGGAGAAACCCCGUGCGCGUUCGUUGUUCUAGAGAAGAAGGGUGAGACUACUCAAGGAGACGGUGGAACUAAUGUGGUGACAAGUGAAAGAGAUUUGAUUGAGUAUUGCCGUGAGAAUAUGCCUCGGUAUAUGUGUCCUAGGAAGGUCGCGUUCUUGGAAGAACUUCCAAAGAACGGCAACGGGAAGAUCAUUAAGCCUAAUCUAAGAGACAUCGCUGCCGGUUUGGUUGUUAGUGAUGAGAAUAUAGUUAGUUCCAAGACUGUUUCACAGCGCAAAGAGGAAGAGGAACGUCGUGUUGAUCGCCUACCUUCUCGGCUUUGAGUUUAUGCAUCAACAUUUGUGGAUGACAACUCUAAGUUGAAAAAAAAAAAAACCUCUAAGUUGUGUUCUAGUUUUGGCGCGAGUUUGUAUUAAAAAUUUAAGUAAAGUGCACUGAUAAUUUUAAAUUUUCAAAAAUAAAACUAUGUUGAACUUAUUUUUUAAUAAAAUUAUACUCUUU
Molecule: messenger RNA, 2023 nt
Organism: Eruca vesicaria subsp. sativa (arugula)
Lineage: Eukaryota; Viridiplantae; Streptophyta; Magnoliopsida; Brassicales; Brassicaceae
Source: the annotation of a GenBank genome assembly